UCAUGUGCUGAUCUUAGCUCUAGAGGAGGAGAAGCAGGAGAGGAUGGAGGCUAGUGGCCACAGGUUGAAGAGUCUCCUCCAACCCUUGGAAGAUGGCAUCAGUAGUGGGCACUGUUGGUGUGCUGCAGGAUGGAAAGGAGAUGUUUGGGCUGAAGCUGAAGAAGAGGAAGAAGAAAGCAGAGAAGGGGUUAAUCUUAGCCAACAAGGGUGCCCAAGAUGGUCAAGGUGAAGCAGAAGCACCACAGGAGGGGCUUUCUCACCGGGAAGGCAUGGGAGGAGAUUUGAUAUCUGACAAUGCUUCCAUCACUCCUGUCCCCUCAGCUCCUCCAAAGAGAAGAUCAAAACUGUUGACUAAGAUCCACGAUGGGGAGGUCAGAUCCCAAAAUUACCAAAUUGCCAUAAACAUCACUGAGGCCCGCCAGCUGGUGGGUGAGAACAUCGACCCAGUUGUGAUCAUUGAAAUCGGGGAUGAGAAGAAGCAAAGCACAGUGAAGGAAGGAACCAACAGCCCAUUUUACAAUGAAUACUUUGUCUUCGACUUCAUUGGGCCCCAAUUGCAUCUUUUUGACAAGAUCAUCAAAAUCUCAGUCUUUCACCACAAGCUGAUAGGAGGUGUACUGAUCGGCUCCUUCAAAGUGGACCUGGGGACUGUGUACAACCAACCUGGUCAUCAGUUCUCUGACAAGUGGGCCCUGCUCAUGGACCCUGGCAACAUCAGGACUGGCACGAAGGGGUACCUGAAGUGUGACAUCAGCGUGACUGGGAAAGGAGAUGUCUUAAAGCGCAAUCCCAAAACCUCUGAUGCCAAGGAGCAAAUAGAAAAGAACCUUUUGAUCCCACAAGGGUUUCCAUCAGAGAGACCCUGGGCCAGAUUCUACGUGAGACUCUACAAAGCCGAAGGGCUGCCCAAAAUGAACUCCAGCAUCAUGGCGAACAUCACCAAAGCAUUUGUGGGUGACAGUAAGGACCUCGUGGAUCCCUUUGUGGAGGUCUCCUUUGCUGGGCAGACGGGGCGAACCACGGUGCAGAAGAACUGUGCCGAUCCUGUGUGGCACGAACAGGUGGUCUUCAAGGAAAUGUUCCCUCCCCUGUGUCGGAGGGUGAAAAUCCAGGUAUGGGAUGAAGGCAGCAUGAAUGAUAUAGUGCUGGCAACCCAUUUCAUCGACUUGAAGCAAAUCUCCAAUGAACAGGAUGGAGAUAAAGGCUUUCUACCCACAUUCGGACCUGCCUGGAUUAACCUGUAUGGCUCACCCAGGAACCAAGGUCUGAUGGAUGACUACCAGGAAUUGAAUGAAGGUUUCGGAGAAGGCGUGUCAUUCAGGGGCAGAAUUUUGGUGGAGAUUGCUGUGGAGAUCCUCUUGGGAGGGGCACAGGAGUUUAAAUUCUCCAAGGCACGCAAGGAGCUCAAGCUGUCUUCAAAGGACAAAGACUCCAAAUCUUCCAAAGGCUUAAGUAAAGACAAGGGUGACAAAACUGAUGAUGGAAAAGCCCAGCAGGCUUCAGACAAAACCAACUCAACAGAGGUCGAGGUGGAGCCUUUCGAUGUGCCCCUGGAGAUUGUACCAGAAAAACAAGAGGAAUUUUUACUCUUUGGAGCAUUUUUUGAAGCUACCAUGAUUGACCGGAGGAUUGGAGAUAAACCCAUUAGCUUUGAAGUUUCUAUUGGUAACUUUGGGAACUUGAUUGAUGGGGGAUCGCAUCAUGGGACUAGGAGGAAGUCAGUUGACCAAGCUGGAGAAGAUGCCCUUCCACUGCUGCCUGAAGGAGAAGGGGACGCAACCAUGCCCAUGGUCUCCACCACUCACCCCGAGAAGCCACUCGUGACAGAAGGGAACAGGAAUUACAACUAUUUGCCAUUCGAGGCCAAGAAGCCCUGUGUCUAUUUCACCAGUUCUUGGGGAGACCAGACGUUUAGGCUGCAUUGGUCCAACAUGCUGGAGAAAAUGGCAGACUUCCUGGAAGAAGGUAUAGAGGAAGUGAAAGAACUGAUUAAGAUUUCAGAGGAAGCCCCAGAAGAGAAAAUGAAGAUGGUGCUCAGCGACUUCAUCAGUCAAAGCAGUGCCUUUGUCUCUGAAGUGGAAAAGAAACCCAAGAGGUUGAACCAAACCAAUUUAGAUAAGAAACGACUUACGCUCUGUUGGCAGGAGCUGGAGGCCAUAGCCAAGGAGGCCAAGGGGCUCACUCAGCAGCAGAAGAAAAAGUUAUCUCUUGAUGAAAUGAUCCAGGCAGCCCAAAACUUUGUGGAAAAAAUCCGCUUCCUUGUGGAUGAGCCACAGCACACCAUCCCUGACGUCUUCAUCUGGAUGUUGAGCAACAACAAGAGGGUGGCAUAUGCCCGCAUCGCCGCCAAGGACCUGCUCUAUUCCCCCAUCAGGAAGCGGAUGGGUCAACACUGCGGGAAGAUCAAAACUCAUUUCCUCAAACUUCCUGGAAAACAUCCGGCUGGUUGGUCGGUGCAAGCGAAAAUUGACCUGUACAUGUGGCUGGGCUCCACCAGACACUCUAGUGCCAUUUUGAACAACUUACCAGCAGGCUAUGAAGCAGAAAUGUCCUCCAAAGGGCCUGGCACCAGUAAACCCCCAGCUAACCUGCUCUACCAAGACCGGCAUGUCUUCCAGCUGAGAGCUCACAUGUACCAAGCCCGGGGCCUCAUCGCAGCCGACAGCAACGGACUUUCAGACCCUUUUGCCAAGGUCACAUUCCUUACCCACUGCCAGACCACGAAGGUCAUUCCCCAGACCCUCUCCCCGACCUGGAACCAGAUGCUGCUGUUCAAUGACCUGGUGCUGCACGGAGACCAGAAGGAGCUGGCAGAAUCCCCACCGUUAGUGGUGGUGGAGCUGUAUGACAGUGACACAGUGGGGAAGCCAGAAUAUUUGGGUGCCACCGUGGCUGCUCCUGUUGUGAAGCUAGCCGACCAGGGCUAUGAGCCCCCCAGGCUGUGUUACCACCCCAUCUUUUGCGGGAACCUUUCUGGAGGGGACCUCCUUGCUGUAUUUGAACUGCUGCAGGUCCCCGCGUCUGGGCUGCAAGGGCUCCCUCCCCUCGACCCACCCGAUGUCACCCAGAUCUACCCUGUUCCUGCCAGCAUCCGGCCAGUGCUGAGUAAAUACCAAGUGGAGGUUCUCUUCUGGGGAGUCCGAGAAAUGAAGAAGGUGCAGCUCCUCUCGGUGGAUCGUCCCCAGGUCCUCAUCGAGUGUGGGGGGCAUGGAGUCAAGUCCUGUGUGAUCCAGAGCUACCAGAACAACCCAAACUUCAGCGUCCAGGCAGAUGCUUUCGAAGUGGAGCUGCCUGAGAACGAGCUUCUGCACCCACCCCUGAGCAUCUGCGUGGUAGACUGGAGAGCCUUUGGGAGGAGCACCCUCGUGGGAACCUACACCAUCAACUGCUUGAAACAGUUUUUGUGUAAAUCCAGGGAGCCCCUUGCCCUCACCUCACAGGUGGAUGGAGCCCAAGUUGUGCAAGAUUCAUUAAUUUCCACUGAGCCUUCUGAGACCCCCAGCUCUGCUCAGGAGCUCCCAACAGAUCAAAUCUUUGUGGAUAUUGGGCCGCCUCCCACAGUGGUACCCAACUUGGCCCAGGUUCAGGCAGCCAGCCUCAUUGAUAUCCCUGACUCAUCCCCUAUGCUGGAGACGGAACACAAACCUGCAGCCCAGGAGCCACCAAAAGACGGAAAAGCUAAGGAUGCCAGGAAACCUUCUCAGAGGUCUACUAAAAGGAGAAAGAGGACCAUAGCGGACGAAUCUGCUGAAAACGUCAUUGACUGGUGGUCGAAAUAUUAUGCCUCCCUGAAGAAAGCACAGAAGGAAAAGGAGAGCAAUUCCAAGGAGCAAAAAGGCAACACAGAGGCAAAACCAGACGAGGUAGUGGUAAACAUAGAUGGCCCGAAGAAGAAGAAAGACAAAAUACUCAAGAAGAAACUCAAAGAAAAAGAAAUCCCCAACCUGGCUGUCUUGCAGAUAUAUGAUGGGGAUCUGGAGAGUGAAUUCAACAAUUUUGAAGACUGGGUGAAAACCUUUGAGCUGCUCAGAGGCAAGUCUACGGAAGAUGACCAUGGCCUUGACAGAGACAGAGUCAUAGGAAAGUUUAAGGGCUCCUUCUGCAUCUACAAAAGCCCCGAGGAUUCCAGCAUCAAGGACAGCAAGCAGCUGAGAAUCCAGCAAGGGAUUCCAUCCAACCACCCCAUCAAAGUCCUGAUCAGGGUGUACAUUGUUGCGGCAUUUAAUCUUAGCCCAGCUGAUCCAGAUGGCAAAUCGGAUCCCUACAUUGUGGUCAAGCUUGGCAAAACUGAAAUCAAAGACCGGGACAAAUACAUCCCUAAACAACUGAACCCAGUAUUUGGAAGGUCAUUUGAGAUCCAGGCCACAUUCCCAAAGGAGUCCUUGCUCUCUGUGCUGAUCUACGACCAUGACAUGAUCGGAAUGGAUUACCUCAUUGGUGAGACGAGGAUUGACCUGGAGAACCGCUUCUACAGCAAACACCGAGCCAUCUGUGGCUUGCAGAAUCAAUAUGAGAUAGAAGGAUACAAUGCCUGGAGAGACACGUCCAAGCCCACCGAAAUCCUCACCAAGCUCUGCAAAGACAACAAGCUGGAUGGCCCCUACUUUUGCCCUGGGAAAAUACAGAUAGGAAACCAGGUCUUUUCUGGAAAAACAGUCUUCACCGAGGAGGACACAGAUGAGACGGUGGAGUCGUACGAGCACUUGGCCCUCAGCAUUUUACACUCUUGGGAGGAUAUCCCGGAGGUUGGGUGUAGGCUGGUUCCUGAGCACAUAGAAACUCGGCCACUGUACCACAGGGAUAAGCCAGGAAUGGAGCAGGGCCGCCUGCAGAUGUGGGUGGACAUGUUUCCCAAAGAUAUGCCUCAGCCUGGACCUCCUGUUGACAUUUCGCCAAGGAAACCCAAAGGGUAUGAAUUGAGAGUAACCAUCUGGAACACGGAAGAUGUCCUUUUAGAGGAUGAGAAUAUCUUCACAGGACAAAAAUCAAGUGAUAUUUAUGUUAAAGGGUGGUUAAAGGGUUUGGAAGAUGACAAGCAGGAAACAGACGUGCAUUACAACUCUCUGACUGGAGAGGGGAACUUCAACUGGCGCUUUCUAUUUCCAUUUCAGUAUCUCCCAGCGGAGAAGCAAAUGGUCAUUACCAAGAGGGAGAACAUCUUUUCCUUAGAGAAGAUGGAGUGUAAGACGCCAGCUGUGUUGGUGCUUCAGGUUUGGGAUUUUGAAAGGCUGUCUUCAGAUGAUUUUCUGGGCUCCCUGGAAAUGAACCUCAAUAGUUUUCCCCGAGCAGCUAAGUCUGCCAAAGACUGCGGUCUCACCAAGUUUGAAAAUGCAAGUGAGGAGAGCAAGAUUUCCAUAUUCCAGCAAAAGCGUGUGCGGGGCUGGUGGCCUUUCGCUAAAAGCAAAGAACUCACGGGCAAGGUUGAAGCUGAGUUCCACCUCGUUACGGCAGAAGAAGCUGAGAAAAAUCCUGUUGGAAAAGCCCGAAAGGAGCCAGAGCCCCUGGCCAAGCCCAACCGCCCAGACACCUCCUUCUCCUGGUUUGUGACCCCCUUCAAGUGCCUGUACCACCUCAUCUGGAGGAAUUACAAGAAGUACAUCAUCAUCGGUUUCAUUCUGAUCGUCCUCAUCAUCUUCCUGGUCCUCUUCAUCUAUACCUUGCCAGGAGCCAUCAGCCGAAGGAUCGUUGUGGGCUCGUCGUAGAGGGUCAUGGAGGACCCAGACCUUCCCUUUCUACUACUCCUCUCUUCUUCCUCAUCUGUAAAUGGAUAAGAAUGUAUGAUCUGUGCAGGCACUGUGCCGGCUGCUAAGGGGAUAAACCCAGAGGGCCCAAGAGCCACUCCCUAUGUCUAAGGACAGAUCAGCUCUUCUUGGAGGAGAUGGGAGAGGAAUAGUCCUGCCCUACCCCAACCCUUGCCACUACCUUUCCAAUUUAAAAGCCUUAAGUCAUGGUUUUGCCCAUGGGCAGGAUGAAAUAAUGGCUCCUUUACCCCAUAGUAAUCAAUGGUGACCUCAAAUUGACUUAGGAAAAUAUUUUCUAGAUCACUAAGUAAGGAAUGUGUUUCAUGGAUGAGGUUUAGGAAAAAGCACAACAUACAUUUAUGGUGACGUUGAAAAGGAAAAGAACAGCAUUACUUUAGGACAGAUUUGGAAGGAAGGUAUUAUACUUUCUUCUGGAUUCUGGACAGUAAAACGAUAAGUCAGGUCAACAAAACAACGCCCAAUGUUCAAAUCCACAAGAAAUACAAGCUAAAAAUUGAAAAUUCUUCUAAGUUAAAUAGAGCUCAUCAAAUUUACUUUUAUGUCAAAAGAUGUUGGAAUGCUGAAAAGCCUUUAGCAAAAGUAUUUGAAACACUUUCAGAUCAGAUGGUAUCAUAAGAAAUGUGCGAGAAGAAGGGGUAAGCAAGAAUAAUUUAGGAAUCAGCUCUGUCUGGUGUUCUACACAUAGGUUAUCACUCAUGGCCUGUCUUGUGUAUAAAAAAAUAAAUUAAAAUAAUGUUCUAGGCCUAAUUGUGCAGCCCUGACCCUAAAGAUAUUACGCUUAAGAAUUAAAAAGAUUUUGAAGCAGAAACCCCAUUUCCCAAGAAGUUGUCAUGAGUCCGUACUUGUGUUCUUAAAUGGGAUUAAUUUAAAUCUAUUCAUUUGAUGGAUUAGAGUUGUUCUUGC
Molecule: messenger RNA, 6665 nt
Organism: Balaenoptera musculus (blue whale)
Lineage: Eukaryota; Metazoa; Chordata; Mammalia; Artiodactyla; Balaenopteridae
Gene: FER1L6
Product: fer-1 like family member 6
Exons: 41
Coding region: 93-5702 (1869 amino acids)
Biological process (GO): plasma membrane organization
Cellular component (GO): membrane
Source: RefSeq, a predicted model, not a curated record